AAACCGCUCGAAGGGGUUGGCGUAGAGGAUUAAAGCCAAACAGAAAUAUGCUCUUUUGACGCUUUACGUUUACCCAAGCACGUCUGCCGUUUUACAAAAGGACCCUUAAAGGCUUUUAGGUCGUGGUGAAGAAGAAAUAGCUGCGCCGCAAACAUGUUUUCCUGGAUAUUUUAGCCAUCGUUUCUUUGGACGUCUGUUUGUUGGUCUACACUGUUUUAAGAAGCUAGCGCUAGCAGCAGCGACUCUGGUGAGCUGGGUUUAGCUGCAAUGGUCCUCACCACCAUAUGCGAAUGUCUCCGGAAUUUAUGUUGAACCGACCGCGACAAAUGGGAGCAUCCAGCAACAGUCGAAAACACUGCGGCAUAGACUAAAUGCUAAACUUUCACAUGAUUAUUUAAAUUCGACUUCAGACGGAGGAUUCUGUGGACGCUACAGCAGCAGGUGUCUUUUUUUUCUAGUUGGAUUUUAGCCCACUGACCUUCUCCCACAGACAUGGAAUCGACGGUCGACGACGAUGCAAUGGCAGCGUGAAUGAAGCUUGGCGUGGGGAGACCUGAACGAUGCCCAAAGGUGGGGGUUCUAAAACCCCCCAGCUGGACCACUUCCCACUCAACCCCGACAUGGUGGAAAAGCAGGGUGGGAAAAAGGAUAAAGUGUUGACAAAUAAGACUCCCAAAUUGGAUCGCAGCGAUGGGGUCAAAGAGAUGAAAGAAAAGGCCCCUAAAAGGAAACUGCCCUUCACUGCUGGAGCAAAUGGAGACCAGAAAGAUUCCGACUCAGAGAAACCAGGUCCAGAGAGGAAGCGCAUUAAAAAGGAGCCCACUAACACCAGGAAGAGCUUGCCGUUCGGAAUGGGGAUGCCUGGGAUCCGGGCCGGGUACCCUGUGUCUGAGCGGCAGCAGGUGGCCUUGCUCAUGCAAAUGACAGCUGCGAAGACCGUCAACAGCCCAGACACAACACCAAAGCAUCAGUCACAGUCCUGUGUGGGUCAGAAGGGAACGCCAAACUCUGCAUCUAAAACCAAAGACAAAGUGAAUAAAAGAAAUGAGAGAGGAGAGACUCGACUGCACCGAGCAGCUAUCCGUGGAGAGGUGCGCCGCAUCAAGGAGCUCAUCAGUGAGGGAGCUGAUGUGAAUGUAAAAGACUUUGCAGGCUGGACUGCAUUGCAUGAAGCCUGCAACAGGGGGUAUUAUGAUGUGGCCAAACAGCUGCUGGCAGCCGGAGCUGAAGUCAACACCAAGGGUCUGGAUGAUGACACUCCCCUGCAUGAUGCCUCCAACAAUGGGCAUUUCAAGGUCGUGAAACUACUUUUACGCUACGGAGCAGAUCCACGUCAAAGCAACAGGAGAGGUGAAACACCACUGAAGGUUGCCAGCUCUCCAACUAUGCUGAAUCUGUUACUAGGGAAGGGCACUUACACCUCGAGUGAAGAGAGUUCAUCAGAAUCUUCAGAGGAGGAAGAUGCGCCUUCGUUUGCCCCUUCAAGCUCUGUAGAUGGCAAUAACACCGACUCAGAGUUUGAGAAGGGCCUGAAGCUAAAAGGUAAAGCCACAGAUCCGCCUAAAUCUGCUGUGACGCCCGUCAAAGACGAAUACGAAUUCGACGAGGACGAUGAGGAGGAGCGCGUCCCUCCCGUAGACGAUAAACAUCUCUUAAAGAAAGAUUUCAGAAAGGACUCCGUUAGCAAGACCAACAGCUUCAUCGCUAUACCCAAGACAGAGGUGAAAACCUAUUCCAAAAGCAACUCGCUCACACCAAAGAAAACAGUCAGGCGGAUCAUCUCUGACAGUAACAGUUCAGAUGAGGAUGAUAGGACGUUGUGUUUCACACCAGCGCCCACACCUCGACAACAAGCCCAGCAAACAAAUACCAAGACCAGAGACUCUGGCUCCAAGCAACAAAAAGACAAAAACAAAGUCAAAAAGAAGCGAAAGAAGGAGAGCAAAAAUAAUGUCAGCAAAGAGGUCAGGUUUGGGAAAGUCAACGAUAAGUUCUGCACAUCUGACUCUGAUUGUGGAGAUUUGGAAAGCGAAGACGACAAGGGCUCAAACAGCAUAAAGGACUCUGCUACAAUUAACCUUAAAGAGUCCCCUGGCUUUAAUGCCUCUUCCUCCUCACAUGGAAACCUAAACUCUCAGAAACAGGCACCCUCGUUAGCGGAGCAGCAUCCAAAGCAGUGGAGGACAGAUGGCUGGAAGACAGUGUCGUCACCUACGUGGUCGGACGUCAGUUCUCUUUCAGAUCCAGUCAGUGAGUCAGAGUACUCUGAUUCGAGUGUGGAGUCAGUAAAGCAAGUUAAGAGGAAAGCGCAGGAGAACAAAAAGAAGAACAACCAUGUGCACAGUAACAUUAUUGAGAAGAAAAACUCUGAUCUCUAUAAAAACUCCACUUCAGAGAGCGCAGCCUCCAAAACUGAUGUGGAUGGAAAAGUGAUUAAAAAACAUAAAGUGAAGCACAAACAUAAAAACAAGGAAAAGGACAAAGCUCCAAGUGUUGUGCUCAAUCAGGAUAUGAAUGAGAAAUUUGUAAAGAGCUACUCUUUUGACUUUGAUGAUUCAAGGCAGAAAUCCUUAAUUGUUGAGUCCGAAUCAGCAUCCGAGAACAAGGUGAAAUUAUCCAAGCACGACAAAGACCAUUCAAAAAAGGAGGACAGGCUUACAAAAAACAAGUCUGAUGAUAAAGAUUGGUCAUCUGGAAAAGACCUACAUAGAACAGCAAAGGAGGAGAAAAGCAGAAAAGCUAAAGAAACCACAAAAGAUAAGGCAAACAAGGAGGAGAGGGAGAAGCCUGCAAAAUCUGACAAGGAAAGAAAUUUCAAAGAAAAGGAGAAACCCAAGGAGGAUAAACAGAAGCCCCACAAAGAGGAGAAAAAGAAAAAGUCCAAGGAGAAGUCGUCCUCCAAGGCGGAAAGGAAAAGUGAGCAGAAAGAGGAGAAACAUCUAAAGGUGGACAAGGAGAAAAACAUCAAAGAGGAGAGAGAGAAAUGUAAAAAAGAUAAAAUACUGAAAGAAGAGUCUGAUCAUGAAGGCUAUGACAUUAAUAACUGCUUCCUCAACCUGGAUGACACAAAGCUUAGUGCAUCAGAUGACCAUCAUGACCGAUGGGGUUCUGAGAUGUCCUCAGAUUCCUCCCUCUAUGGAGAUGACAGUUGGGACGUUCCCAUUAAAGAAGUCAAGGAAUAUAAGUCCAACAACACCGUCAAGCUAAUUGUUGAGACUGUUAAAGAAGAGACGAGAAGAAAAGAAAACAAAGUAAAGGACAAGAAGUCAGAGCACAGUGACAAAAGAUCAGAGAAGGAAGCAACAUCAAAGAAAAAAGAAAAAGACUUGUCAGAAAAGACAAACGAGAAGAAAAAAGAGUGGUCAGAAAAACAAAAACUUAACUCCAGCCACUCGCUUGAAAAAGACAAAAAGAGGAAGGAGUCCACAGAAACAGUUAAAGACAAAAAAGACAAGGAUUCUUUAGACAGCAGUCGCGACCGUAAAGACUCAUAUGACAGUGUAAAAGAAAGAAAAGAUCAGAAAAUCAAGCAGGAAUCAAUAGGAGAUGAAUACGGCAACGAUACAUUUUUUAAAGACAUGGAUGCUGUCAGGGACAGAAACCACUCUGGAAAGGAGAAAGAAAAGAAAGGAGAGGCAACAGAGAAGCGGGAAAAGGCAAAAACCGACAAGCACAAAGACAAAACAAAGGACAGAGGAGUUGACCAUGAGAAGGAGAAGACUGAACGGAGCUCCGCUGAGAAAACUGUCAAGGAAAAAGACGAAGACCGGGGCACCAAAGACAAGAAGGAGGGAUCCAAAGACAGACACAAAGACUCUCAUGGCAAAGACAAAGAUCGAAAGAUGUCUUCAGAACAGACAAAAGACAAGAAAGAGAAGUCCUCUCAAGACAAACAUGCUGACAGGGAGAAGGAUUUGAUGGAAGUCAAAAAAGAAGAGAGAAAACCCGAGAAAAUCAGAGAAAAAACUUGGUACAAGAUUGCUGACAUCUUUACGGAUGAAAGUGACGAUGAUGAGGACAGUUACAAAAGCACUGUUAUUGUUGGGUCGGGCUCCAUCAGAAAAGACUCGACACCCGAUCAGGAUGAGCUGGAUCACUUCCACUCAGAAAAAAUGAGAAAAUCUUCUGCAGACACUAAACACAACACAGAAAAGGCAAAAGACAAAGACCACAAAGAAAAGAAGAAAGAUAAGGCCUCAUUUGACUCUGGGAAAGAGAGGAAAGGCUCCCUAGAAAAACACAACAAAGACAAAAAGGAUUCAGUAGACGGAAAAUAUAAGGAAAGGAAAGAUAGAAUAUCAGUGGACUCAAACCAAGACAAGAAAAACAAGCAAAAGCUGUUGGACAAAAGGGACGCGAGUGAGGAAAAGACAAAGAGCAAAUAUAAAGACAAGCAGGACCAUUUGAAGGAAAGAAAGCCCUCUAAGGGUAGUGGUGAAAAUGAAAAGUCCCUGUUAGAAAAACUAGAGGAGGAGGCUAUGAAUGACUACAAGGAUGACUCCAACGACAAGAACAGUGACAUCUCCUCAGAUAGUUUUACUGAUCGAGGCCACGAGCCAGUCCUCAGCAGUUACUACGACUCUUUGAACCUGACUGAUAUCUCUGAGGACAGGAGAGAUUCUUUGUCCAUAGCCACACCACAGGAUCGGUUCAGAGACAAAGAGAGACACCGACAUUCCUCCUCUUCAUCAUCCAAGAAGAGCCAUGACAAGGAGAAAGAAAAAGUCAAGAAGGACAAAGGAGAUAAACGUGACAAAACUGGGGAGAACCGAGAGUCCUACAGCCGCAGAGAGAGUCUACCUUUUGAGAAGGAACCCAUGCCUCUGGAGGCUGAUCCUUACACAUUCCCGUUCGGAGGCAAGGGAGACGGCGAUGACGACUUUGAUAAAACUUUGGAAUUCGAAAAAGAGAUGUCUAAAAAGGACAAAGAGAAAUCCACUGGUAUCAUUGGAGACAGGAUGAAGGACAAGAAGAAAAAGGAGAAACAUAAAGAUAAAGUUAAGGAGGAGAAGAAUAAAUACAUGGAUGGCUUUGGGUCAUUUAAGCACAGAGAGGAUGUGAAGUCUGGGUUGAAAGAAAGCCCCCAGGUCACUGUCCUGAAAGACAGGUCGAAAGAGCAAAGUCCUAAAUUUGAUCUGAAAAAAGACAGAACGCGGGACAUGUUGGACAAGGAUAACAGAAUGGAUCACAGUAAAUCUAAAGCUAAGGAUGAAAAUGAAAAGCUCCCGCAGUCCAAAGACCAGGUGCGGAAAGACAUUCGCCCACGUGAAAAACUGCUGGUGGACGAUGAUCAUCAGAUGACGAGUUUUGGUCAAAUGUUGAGUCUUAAAGAUCAGGAGGUUAGAGCCUGCAUCAAGAAGCAAAAGGAAAAAAUGAAACAGAUGGAGAGGCUGAGACCCAAGACAGGGGAUCCUAAGCUCAAAGACAAAGCCAAGUCCACCGAGGAAGUAAAGAAAAAUCGCAGUGAGCUAUCUACAAAGAAAUUGAAUAGCCUGGAGUCGGGUCUGAAAGAGAAAAAGCUCAAGGAUGUGGGCCUUCCUGCUCAGAUUAUGUCUCCAGGGAGGAAGUUCCAGCCUACCGACAGUCAGAGCUCAAAGGACUGGAUGACCGGGCACCAAAUGAAGGAGAACCUCCCUGCUUCUCCAAGGCCAGAUCAAAACAGGCCAACCGGUGUUCCCACGCCAACAUCUGUCAUCUCUUGUCCCAGCUUUGAGGAAGUGAUGCAGACUCCACGUACCCCCUCUUGCAGUCCAGAGGAUUAUCCUGACAUUAUGCUUGAUGGGCUGGACUGCCAGAACUCAUCAGCCAUGACAAUGUCAAUGAAUGCCUGUUCCCCAACAUUCUUUGAAAGCAGGUACUCUAACUCCCAGAGUUUCCAGGAGGGAACUUGUCCUACUCCUGCAAAGAACCUCCAGCUACCACUUGUCAGCCGCUCUGCAUCAUCCGAUCUCCGCAGGCCUCUAGAAAACGAGUUCAAAUCCGAGUCCGACAAGUUUCUUCGGCAGCAGAGUGAUCCUGCUGCUGAAUACGAUCAAACCUCUGCUUCUCAACCUCUUGAGGACAAACCAGUAACUGUGAAUAGAUUGGAAUGCUUGACGUCAUCCUAUUUCUCUCCUAUGAGGAUGUUGUCCCCUCGCCGGGAGUCGGGCCAUCCGACACCAGACAGGGUUUCAGCAACUCUUACUCUCUCAGAGGACCAUGAACACCUUCCUGAGAGUGUCUACAACAGUUUCCUGCCCAAACCUUCCACACCUGUCCACAGACCAGAUCCCCAGGAGCCAUGCUUUGACAUUGCUGCACCACCAACACCUGCUCCUGCUGCUUUACCUCCCUUGGAUAUUGAUGAUAACUCGGAGCCUCACCACAGUGAACCUAAUCUGAUCCACUCAGACCUGCCCUGUGUCACGGAAGAACAUCGGGCACAAGACGUGGAAGAGGAAGAAGAGGAGGAAGAAUAGGAAGAAGCUGAUAUGGUUGACAGGAAUGAUGGAGUCCACUCUGUGAUGGAAGAGCAAGAACCAACAAGGGAUCCAUGUACUUUCUCCCCUCGAGGUGAUGACCAUCUGACGGAGAGCUGGCAUGCAGAGUCACCAGACCGACAGGAACCUGAGGUCCAGCAGCUGUCCCCAGUGCACUCUGUGCUGAACAAUGGAGAAAGCUGCUUCGAUCACAGCAUGGGUUGGAACUCUGAGAUGGACCUCAAAUCUGCCCAUGGGGAGAUCGAAGCUGCCGUCUCGAAAAUAACUAGCCCCUACUCCCACUCUGACAACGACUUGCAGCCCCUUUCUGGACACACCUCUGUCACCUAUGAGACCUGGAAUAGGUGGCAUAAAGAGGACGUAGUGGAUUUGGAUGAGCAGAAGGAGGCUGUUGCUGAGAUCCCCUCUCCAGAGCGGCCCGACACAGCUAUGGAUGUAGAACCCAACUAUUUAAACACCUCAUCGUCCUCAAACAGGCUAGAGUCUUUCUUCCAGGACUGCAACAAGCCGAUUAUAGAAAAUGGGCACCAAUUAGAUACAGAGACCGUAUGUGUAGACCCAGACAGCAGACAAAGCACACACAGUUUCAGUGCUACCCCUGAAGAUCACAUCACCCCACCUGUGGGAACAGAGCCUGUGGUGCGAUGGGCCGAUCCAUUUUCGGCUGAUGCAGACGAACUGGAUGAUCUGGGCCCGUUUUCUUUACCUGACCUGCCGUUACCGGACAAAUCAGAGGAAACAGAGCCUCGAGACCAUGAACUGGCUGACCACAGCAAGACAGUGUCAGCUCACAUCAGACACAAUAUUCCAGACAGAGAAGAACCAGACAUAAUGGAGGUAGGCCUACCAAGUCUGUUAAAGACUCCGUGCCCUUCUGAAGACCUUGUUUUAGGGGAAUCUGCUGGACAAGACUUUGUGGUGCCAUCUCUACACACCACCUUCCAACAAGAGAUGGACCAAGAGCCUCAAAGUGUGCCUACCAACAGCUCUUUGUCUCUUAACCACACACAUGCCAGUGUUUUAGAAAGCCAGUAUGGCGUUCAUGAGGAGUCAGAUUCCAUAAGGUUGUAUUCACCCCCAAAUUCAGAUCCCAGUCAAAACCAUCAUGUACCAAUCCACUCCCUCACUGAGUCGUUGCAGUUACCGCUGGAGUCAGAGUCCUCCGCAAAGCCAGAGGAGAGGCAUGAGGAUAUGUGUGACACUGUAGCAGAAUCUCUGUCAUGCAGUCCUCAUGCUCAUCUCUCAGUGGCAGUUACGCUUUCCAGCACAGUGGAGCCUUCAGACACUCAGGAACCCCCAUCCAAGCUAACACCAGUUCCCCCCACACCUGUACCCAUCCCUGUAGAUAUCACCAAGAAGGUGGAGGAAAUCCCUCAAAGAGUUACCCGCUAUCGCGCCAAGAACAACGCCACCGCUGCCCCUCCUACCUCCAGCACACCAACCUCAUCAGCCACUGCCACCACUGUGACCACCAGUCUAGAGGUGAGCAUCAACCCAGUCCCAACUAGAACGCCAACACCCAAUUCAGUGUCUUCCUCACCGGCUCAGAAGAAAGAUUCUGGGCUCAGCGUUUCCACUGCUGCAUCUCAUUCAACCGCUACAUUGACCGUCGCAAAUUCUCCAUCAGUGGGUCUCGGUAAAACGACAAAAGGCCGUCCAGUUGCCAUGGAUGAAGAGGACUCCCAGACCCAGCACCCGCGGAAAAGAAAAUUCCCUCGCUCGGCCGGGCAGCAAGUCCAGGUCCAGCUUGUAAACACAGCCAUGCAGCAGACAAGAGAGAUGAUCCAGCAGACCUUAGCUGUCGUAGUUAAUGCUAUCAAGCUGGACGAGAUCGAGCCCUACCACAGUGACCGGUCCAACCCUUACUUCGAGUACCUGCAGAUCAGGAAGAAGAUUGAGGAGAAGAGGAAGAUUCUGUGCUACAUCACCCCUCAGGCCCCGCAGUGUUACGCUGAGUAUGUGACCUACACUGGCUCCUACCUGCUGGACGGGAAACCCCUCAGCAAGCUUCACAUCCCGGUGAUUGCCCCACCUCCAUCGCUGUCAGAACCCUUGAAGGAGCUCUUCAGGCAGCAGGAGGCAGUAAGAGGAAAGCUCAGGUUGCAGCACAGCAUAGAGCGGGAGAAACUGAUAGUUUCAUGUGAACAGGAGGUUUUAAGGGUCCACUGCAGAGCAGCAAGGACAAUAGCCAAUCAAGCUGUGCCAUUCAGUGCCUGUACAAUGCUGUUGGACUCUGAAGUGUACAAUAUGCCAUCUGAAAAUCAGGGUGACGAGAACAAAUCUGUGAGAGAUCGCUUCAACGCACGUCAGUUUAUUUCCUGGAUUCAGGAUGUGGACGAUAAAUACGACCGCAUGAAGACAUGUUUGUUGAUGCGACAACAGCACGAGGCAGCAGCCCUCAACGCGGUGCAAAGGAUGGAGUGGCAGUUAAAGGUUCAGGAACUGGAUCCUGCCGGGCACAAAUCCCUCUGUGUCAACGAGGUGCCGUCCUUCUACGUGCCAAUGGUCGACGUCAACGACGACUUUGUCCUGCUGCCCGCAUGA
This is a messenger RNA of Girardinichthys multiradiatus, 9023 nucleotides long. RefSeq names its product ankyrin repeat domain 11 (gene ankrd11). Gene Ontology annotation, cellular component: nucleus. Lineage: Eukaryota; Metazoa; Chordata; Actinopteri; Cyprinodontiformes; Goodeidae. The record is from RefSeq and is a predicted model, not a curated record. Gene Ontology annotation, biological process: anatomical structure morphogenesis. Gene Ontology annotation, molecular function: protein binding. The transcript is spliced from 14 exons.